AAGUCUAUAAAAUUAAACCGAUCCUCGCCGGGUUGCAUCAUUCGAGCCAGGAGCUGCCAGCGAUCGAGACACACGCGUGCGAGGAGCCCAUGAGCGAGCACUGAUUCGAGUCUGAAGUGAAAGUGAAGUGAAAAGUGAGGAUCAAGCCACACCAGUGCCCACGAGGAGCAGAGCAAUCACCGAUAUGGAUAAACUCAAGUACAGCAAGUGCCCGCUCAAAAAGCGACCCAUUCCGAUCGAGGAUGCCUUUCCCGUCGACCAGGAUCAGGAUCAGCUGAGUCAUGACGAAGGACCCGUGGACCUCAGCGUGGCCUCGGCUGCGGUUCCGCUGGAGCCGGCGGUGCCCACGGAGCUGCGACGCCGCUUCGAUGCGGCCAUGACGCAGACCAAGGAGCAGCUGGCGCGCCGCAUCUGGGAGGAGACCCGCGAGAUCGCACGCGCCUUUCCGGACGUCUUCACCCGCGAGGAAAUAGCCCGGAGCCUGGCCCGCCUCGGAUACGGCGACUUCGAGCUGCCGCCGGAGGAGGAGGUGAUGUCGCCAGAGCCUGAGCCAGAGCCACAGCCAGGGCUUCCGGUCAGCUAUGCCGGGGUCUCUCCGCCCCCCACAGCGAUCCCGCAGACGAUCAUCAAGGUGGAGCAGCCCGAGGAGGAUUUCCCGCUGCGGAACUACAACAACAAUCUGCUCAAGAGCAUAGCCGACUACGAGGACUGCAUGAAGAUGCCACAGCCACAGAUGCAGCCACACCCCCUCGCGUACUACCAGCCGCCACCAACCCCCGGGCUGCCGGAGGACCUCAGUCAGCGCCGGGUGCUGAGCGAGAACAUGAAUCUGCACAACGUGGCCAGGGCCCUGCUGAGCAUGCAGCACAUGCCACCGCAGCAGCCGCGCUACGAGCCAGCCCACCAGAAGGCGGCCAAGCAGGAGCUGCCGCCCCUGGCCGGAGCCGAGGACACGGAGAACGGCGGCGAGAACAGCGAGAACCAGCUGAACCAGCUGAAGAUCAAGAGCAGCAACGACCUGUACUACCAGUGCCAGCAGUGCAACAAAUGCUACGCCACGUACGCGGGCCUGGUGAAGCACCAGCAGAGCCACGCCUACGAGAGCACCGAGUACAAGAUCAUCCGGAGCAACCCCAGCGGGGGGCCGAUCGUGGACCAGACCGAGUUCUGCACCGACCAGGCCUCGGCCCUGAUCCAGGCGGCCAACGCGGCCUCCGCCCAGUCCAUGCAGAAGCCGGUGGGCGUGCCGCGCUACCACUGCCAGGACUGCGGCAAGUCCUACUCCACGUACUCGGGCCUGAGCAAGCACCAGCAGUUCCACUGCCCCUCGGCGGAGGGCAACCAGGUGAAGAAGGUGUUCAGCUGCAAGAACUGCGACAAGACGUACGUCUCGCUGGGCGCCCUCAAGAUGCACAUCCGCACCCACACGCUGCCCUGCAAGUGCCCCAUCUGCGGCAAGGCCUUCUCGCGGCCCUGGCUCCUCCAGGGCCACAUCCGCACCCACACCGGCGAGAAGCCCUUCAGCUGCCAGCACUGCAACCGCGCCUUCGCCGACCGCUCCAACCUGCGCGCCCACAUGCAGACGCACUCGGACGUCAAGAAGUACUCGUGCCCCACCUGCACCAAGUCCUUCUCGCGCAUGUCCCUGCUCGCCAAGCACCUGCAGGGCGGCUGCCACAGCGACGCGGUGGGCGGCGCCAGCUCCGGGCCGGGCUUCAACCAGGAGCAGCUCCAGCAGCACCUGCACGGCUACGAGGAGGGCCAUCAGGUCUACUACGCCGGCAGCAUGGGCAGCAGCGGCGCCGAGGAGGAGGAGGCCUACGCCCUGGCCCCCCAGGCCCCCCAGACCCCCCAGGCCAUCUACUAGUAAUACCCCAGUAAUCCCCUAAUCUUAGUAUUAUCCCGCGUAAACCCCCGUAGCUAAGUCAGAGUUCAGGGAAAGUCAGUGCCAAAAAUUAGUCAGUGCAAUUUUAUUGCCUCUUAGGGUCUCCAAAUUCUAUUCUAUAGCUAUAUCCUAGGAUAUCCUUGUUGUUUGUUAGCCAUUCCUUGUGUGUAUAUUUGUUGUUGAAACUCGAUGGUGUACAGAUCGAAGCGGUGCCAGAGAAUAAAUCUAUAUGUAUCUGUAAUAAUUUAUAAUUUCAUUCUACAAUUUGUCCUAAUUUAGUUCAUGAUUUAAGCCUUUAUUUAUAUUUAUUUUCUUAAUCAAAA
Messenger RNA from Drosophila pseudoobscura, 2208 nucleotides. It is a transcript of the gene wor, whose product is annotated as worniu. Gene Ontology annotation, molecular function: DNA-binding transcription factor activity, RNA polymerase II-specific; RNA polymerase II cis-regulatory region sequence-specific DNA binding. The transcript has 2 exons. NCBI's taxonomy places the organism in Eukaryota, Metazoa, Arthropoda, Insecta, Diptera, Drosophilidae. The record is from RefSeq and is a predicted model, not a curated record. Gene Ontology annotation, biological process: regulation of transcription by RNA polymerase II. The coding region runs from base 185 to 1867 and encodes 560 amino acids.